Messenger RNA from Stegodyphus dumicola, 7074 nucleotides. RefSeq lists its product as uncharacterized. Gene Ontology annotation, molecular function: peroxidase activity; heme binding. Lineage: Eukaryota; Metazoa; Arthropoda; Arachnida; Araneae; Eresidae. Gene Ontology annotation, biological process: response to oxidative stress. The record is from RefSeq and is a predicted model, not a curated record.
GGUGUUCGACCGGGUCCAGUUGCCUACGCAGUUCCAUCCUUGCCUCUAACCUCAUUCGCAUCCAUCGGAGAAACGUCUUCGCUGAAGCGAAACCCUCCGAUGACUUAUUCAGCAAAUAUCGACACCUGUUGACGGCCUGCCAAAACAUGAAUGCAAGGUUUCAGUUGAUUCUUCUGAAUGUACUCUUAGAGCUUUGGCUUCAAGUUCUUCUAUCCUCCACGGAAAUGGUAGAAGUUCCAAUCAUUGGCAGAAAAACUCAGAGGAUAGUGUCUAGAGUUACGAGAGGGUUGAGGCUGCAUAAGAGACAGUCAGGUAGAUUUACACAACAUAUAAAACCUGCAAAAGAAAUUGAUCCAAUACCCGAAGGUCCUAAAGUCCUCAUGCCGAGGAUAUCUCCGGAAGAUAUGAAACAAUUUGUAAAUCAAGCUGCAGAAACGAUACGUGUAAGGCUGGAAAGUACGGAGCCCAGUAUAUAUAGAAGCGGAGCGGUUCAAAAACCAGGAACACCAGAAUAUUACGCUUCCGCAACAACAAGAGUUAAAGCUAUAGCCAAGAAUUAUUCUAGAAUUGCUUUACUUGCCGAGGAAGCAACAAGACUGAUAUCAAGAUCGUAUAAACUAAGCAAGGAGCAAGUAGCAUAUAGCUUGCCUACAGCUGAUAUCAGAGGAACGCUUCUAAAUACUGCUUGUCCUCUAGAAGUGGAUUUUCCAUGCCAACCAAGGAAAUACAGAGCUUUUAGCGGAUACUGCAAUAAUGUUCAAAAUCCAAGCUGGGGCAAUGCAAAUCGACGUUUUGUUAGGUUUCUUGUCCCAGAUUAUGCUGACUCUGUUUCAUUGCCACGCCAAUCUGCGAAUGGAGGAUUUUUACCAAGUGCUCGGGAGAUCAGCUUGUCAGUUCACACGGACACCGAUCGACCACAUACACACGUGACGACUAUUUUGGCUAUUUUUGGAGAAUUUGUAUUCCAUGAUUUGGCUCACGUUGGGCAAGCAGCGGGAUAUGAAGGUAGUCGUAUUAAAUGCUGUGGUGUUGAAAAAGUACAGUUUCAUCCGGAAUGUUAUCCUAUCCGUAUACAUCCUUCUGACCCUGUUUUCGGCCGUCGAAGCCAGAAUUGCAUGGAAUACACCAGAUCAAGCACAGCACCGCGAAUCGGGUGUACUUUGGGUCCCAGAGAGCAAAUUAAUCAAGUAACUUCCUUUUUGGAUGGGUCGGUUAUAUAUGGAUCAUCCGUCGAAGAAGCCGAUUCUUUGAGAACGUUUAAAGGCGGAGAAUUGAAGACGUACAGGACGUCUGAAGGCCGCGAGUUACUACCACCAGACAAUGAGCAAUCGUACUGCAAAAGUACUGGGCAGUCGAGAUGCUUCCUUGCAGGAGAUGCACGUGCAAACGAAAAUGCUGGAUUAACUGUUCUACAUACCGUAUGGGUUCGAGAACAUAAUCGCAUCGCUCGUGCCCUUGCUGAGCUAAAUCCUCAUUGGGAUGACCAUGAAAUUUUCGAGGAAGCUCGAAGAAUAGUGGGAGCUGAAUUGCAACAUAUAACAUACAAGGAGUUGCUACCAGCAAUUUUGGGUCAAGACAUUGUUGAUAAGUAUGAUUUGCAACCUCAAGACAGUGGACACUAUACAGGUUACGACAUUAAUAUCAAUGCUGGGAUAUCCAAUGCCGUCGCUUCUGCUGUAUUUUCUUUCUUAUUUUCAAUGAUGCCAUCCCACUUCGAACUGUACUCGAAAGACUACAAGAAACUGGGAUCAAAGCCUAUGAGUGAUACAUUCUUUCAACCUUCCGAUAUGUAUGAUCCAAAUAAGUUUAAUGAAUACUUACUUGGCUUAGUAAGUCAGAAAGCUCAAAACAGGGAUGAAUUCAUUACUAAAGAAAUGACGAAUAAUAUACCCACAGAUUCAAGUGCAAGCUCUGCAACAGAUUUGGCCGCAUUUAUUUUGCAACAGGGCAGAGACCACGGAAUUCCUGGAUACACGCAGUGGAGAAAAUUUUGUCGAGCUGAUCCUAUUAUCAACAAUUUCAAUGAUUUAAAAGCAGUCAUGGCGAGCGACACCAUAGAAAAGCUGAAACGGAUAUACAAUAAUGUUCAUGAUAUUGACCUUUUCACUGGCGGCUUAGCUGAGACUCCUUUAAACGGAGCAGUAACUGGCCCAACUUUUGCAUGCUUAAUUGGAAGGCAAUUUCAUUAUUUAAGACGUGGUGACCGUUUCUGGUAUGAGAACGACAUACCUCCAUCAUCAUUUACAAAAGAACAAUUAUCCGAAAUCAGAAAAAGCACUCUGGCUCGUGUACUGUGUGACAAUGCCGAUUCUGCUGAUUUUAUGGCGCCAUCGGCAAUGUACGUCAGUGACCCUUUCCUAAACGCAUACCAAACAUGCAGUUCAGGAGACAUACCAGUAAUGGAUUUAAGCAAGUGGAAAACUCAGUUCCCUCGUUUUCAAGUGUCUGCUAGAGUUUUGCAAGAUUCACUUUCUCGAGCAAAGAGGCAAGCAGCUGAACUAAUGGAAACUGAAAGAAUUUCUGUGAAUAAAAAAAAUGGUCUGGCUGGAGAUAAAAGUCCUCAAGCUGCGCACCUUAGUUUUCUUCGACCAAAACGUCAAGCACAACUUAUCUCAAAUCAAUCAGUUGUCUUAGAAUUCGCUUCUCAAAAUUUUGCUUAUAAUUAUCGAAACCAAAGAGAUGUAGAAGAUGGCUCUUCAAAUAGUAUAAGAGAUUUAAUGGCUGCUUUGCCUAACGUUGAUGUUGACGAUCUCUUGGAUAUACCUAAAGUGUUUGAUUGUGAUGAUCAAACACUUCCGUGUGACCAUACAACAAAAUUUCGAACCAUGACAGGAUGGUGCAAUAAUUUAAAUAAUCCCGAGUGGGGGAAGAGCAUGAGAAUAUUUUCUCGCUUGCUUCCAUCUUCUUAUGCUGACGAUAUGAGUUCCCCUAGAAGUAAGGGCCGUUUGGGCAGCGUUUUACCCAGUGGCAGAGUUAUCUCAACUCAAGUGCAUUUUGAUGUUCAAGCGCCUCACGUGAGAUAUUCUAUGAUGAUAAUGCAGUGGGGACAAUUUUUAGAUCACGACAUAACUUUUACACCUAUGAAUUCCGCUAAUGGAAAACCACUGGACUGCUCGGAUUGUGAGUCUUCUAGAUCUAUCCAUCCUGAAUGCCUUCCGAUUAAAAUUCCAAUUAAUGAUCCUUUUUACCCUCCAAUUAACGUCACAACUGGCCGACCUACGUGCAUAUCAUUCGUCCGAUCUCUGUCAGGUCAACUGACACUUGGUCGUAGAGAGCAGAUAAAUCAAGUGACAGCAUUUGUUGAUUCUUCAAAUGUGUAUGGAUCUGACAGAUGUGAAGCACGAAUGCUAAGGACUUUCGUUGGAGGAAAGCUGAACGUUACAAAGCAUCCACAUGGUGCUAAAGACCUGUUACCUCAGACAAGUAAUCAUAAAGACUGUGUGGCACCUUCUGGGCUUUGUUUUGAAGCUGGUGAUUCAAGGGCUAGCGAACAGCCUGCGUUAGCAGCUAUUCAUACAAUAUUCAUGAGAGAACACAACAGAAUUGUUGCCAAACUCCAAAGAAUUAACCCGCAUUGGAGCGAUGAAAUGUUAUACCAACAUGGAAGAAGAAUUUUGUCUGCCAUCAAUCAGCAUAUCACUUACAAUGAAUUCACUUCAAGAAUACUUGGCAAAAGCUUCGCUAAUAAGUAUGAUCUACGCCCGCAGGUGGAAGGUUAUUACAAAGGAUACGAUCCCACAUGUGAUCCUACAGCUUUCAACGAAUUUGCUGCUGCUGCAUUCAGAUUCGGCCAUAGUCUUUUGAAGCCUGCAUUUGAUAGGCUCGAUCGUGGAUACCGUGUACUCAGCGAGCCUUUACAUCUGAGGAAAAGUUUCUUCAACUCGGAUAUGCUUUUCACACCUAAUGCAAUUGAUAGUAUCAUCAGAGGCCUUGCUGCGACUAGUAUGGAAACGCUGGAUCAUGCAAUAACUGAAGAGGUGACAAAUCAUUUAUUUGAAAAGAAACAAGUGCCCUUUUCUGGAAUGGAUUUAGCAGCACUGAAUAUUCAAAGAGCCCGAGAUCAUGGUAUAGCAGGCUAUAACGAAUAUCGAGAAUUCUGCAACCUUACUAAAGCAAAAUCCUUUGAUGAUUUAAUGAAAGAAAUACCAUCACAUAUUGUCGAAAGGCUUAAAAGUGUUUACAACCAUGUUGAUGAUAUCGAUUUGUUUUCGGGUGGUUUGGCGGAGAGAGCUUUGCACGGAGGUUUAGUGGGGCCUACAUUUGGAUGCAUUAUUGCCAAACAAUUCUCCUUGCUAAAGAAAUGUGAUCGAUUCUGGUUUGAAACUGCAAAUCCUUUACUUCGAUUUACGGAAGCUCAAUUAACAGAAAUCAGAAAAUCGUCUUUAGCCAAAAUUAUUUGCGACAACUCUGAUUCAAUUGACACUAUCCAAAGAAUGGUGUUUGAUCUUCCCGAUGCAUUCAUGAAUCCUCGAGUUUCAUGUAAAAGCCUUCCAUCAGUUGACCUGGAACAAUGGAAGGAGCGCGUCUCAUGCACAGUUGGAAAAGUUACUAUAGAUGUAGGAUCAGCAGAUAGAAUAUCGCCUUGCGUUAUGUGUACAUGCACCAAAGAAGGGCCCAUAUGUCAGUCUUUGAGAAUCAAUAACUGUUUUCACUUGGCGAGUUCAUAUUCCAAAGAAUCAGUAUUAGCUGAUCACGUGUGUAAAGUGCAAUGUGCUUAUGCAUUUCGAGCAUUUCCCCAAGUAGACAUCGCAAGGAAUGGUAGGCUCCUACAUAAUGGAGGUAGUAUACUAGGCUUUAGCACAUAAAAAAAUUAUGGAUUUUUUAUCAGUGCGUUUUCGUGGAUUGGCUGUAAAGAAAAACAGACUAUGCAAAGAACUGUUUAUGAAAGGUGUUACUUCCUGCGCUUAGGUUUCAACAAGGACAGCGAAAAGACCGGUUCAUUGCUAAUUAGAUUGGUUGGUGUAUUGUGAUAUGCAUGUAUUCAUUGAUUUCUGAAUUCAUUAUUUCAUGGAAAUCUUUUAAAAGCUGUAAAACUUCAAGUGUGAAUAUAAUGAAAUGUUAACUUAACAAUCGAAAUCCUUUGUUUCAGCUAGAAAAGGAAUUUUGUAAAUAGAAAAGUGAAGAAUCAACCGAAUUUUAUAAAUUUGAUCGUGUCGCCAUUUCAUCCCUGAAUUUCUUUUUCAUAUUCAUUUAAACGGAAAUUUUGCCUAUAAAUUGGUGUGAGAAAAGAAGUAAUUUAUAAAACACAAUUUUAUACUGAGGUACAUAAAGCAAUUGAUUAUCUUAAUCUAAAGUUUAAAUAGUGUAAUAAUUUAGGUAUAAAUUUUAGAUUAUCAAAAAAUAAUUUAAAUUUUAAAUAAAUAUAUUUAAAAAACAUUUUAAAAUUUAUUUUCAGAAUCUAUUUUGAAACGCUCAUUUUCUUAACAUACUUUUAAGGGAACGUUAAGCAGAUCCUGGAAAUCUACGCCAUAAGAAGAAGAUGUAUAUCUUGAAACAGCUGACUAUCACUUAAAAUUUUCAUACUUACUUUUGCGAUAUGAGUUGAGGAAAUUCUGCCAAAUUAUGAAUAUUUGUAAAGAAACGAUAAUAAUUAAGACACAAUAAUAAGCCGUUAUAUACUUAUACUAACUACUUCACUACUAGCUUUACUAUUUCACGCUUUUUAGAAUUCCUAUCUGUCUGCUUUAGAUUUUACAUUUUGAGAGGCUUAAGGGUCUGCAAUUAUAAUAUAUUUAUUUGUUAAGUUCUACAACUUCAAUAAUUACCUUUCUCGCAGGUUAAUUAAAUUCGUUAUUAUAUUAUUAUUUUCGAUAAAGUAUGAGGAAAUUUUAUUAUUUAUUUUUCCCGAGUUAAUAUUGCCUAGCUUCAAAAUGCUUUUUUUUAAACAAAAAUCUAACUUUUUAAAAUUUAAUUCUAUCUAAUUCUAUUCAUAUCAGGUUCUAUUUUUCGUAAGUCUGAAUUUUAUUUAUUAUUAACGGUUAGAAUUCCUGUGUUGUUACUCUAGUGCGAAUAUCAACAAAAGUAAAAUGGAAUAUAACAAUAUCAUUAACUAUGUUUAAACAACAUUUAUAUACUAAAGUCUUCUAAAAUAUACAUAUAAUGACUGUAAAAGUAUUCUAUUAAAAUAUAAUAUGUAACACAUAUUUGGAGAUAAGAUUUUAAAGAUGCCCUCCAAGCAAAGUUAUUUAUUCAUGUAUUUGGCAACACCUAUUUAUUACUUUGGAUUCAAAUGGUAUACGAUAAUUGAAUGGCAAAAGAAAAAAAAUCAUUAUCUAUAGUACCCUCAUUGAAAAUCCUGUAUUAUAUAAAAUAACAGGGUUUCACAUAGUGCCAGUAACUACUGCACAUUUCAAAAUUUAUAUAGCAAGAAAAUGUAAUAAUGUUGUUUGAGCUUUUCAGUAGAUCAAUAAGCAUGAUUUUAUAGAAAAAAUUAUUAAAUAUUUAUGAAUCUAUCUACUUUGAAAUAAAAUAUUUCAGCGAUAUAUGUUUCAAAGCUUUUAAAAUUUACUGUAGAAUAAUAUACUAUUUAGUUUUACAGUUUUCUUAACAAUAGCACAAUAUUCAAUUUCAUAAUCCUCUUUUAAAACAAAAUAUUAAGUUUUGUUGAACUACCUACAUAUAUAUAUAUAUAUAUAUAUAUGCAUAUGCAUAUAUAUACAUAUAUGCAUAUGCACGCAUAUGCUCUGAAACUUACUUUAUAACUGCUUUCUAAAUUAAAACAAUGGCCGCUACUAUGCAUCACUUUGGGCCUUACAAGCUUAAACUGGAGCAAGAAAUAUUUUAUUUAAAUUAUUAGACUUGAAAAUUCAGCAAGCACUUAAGUUUGCUUGAUUAUUUUUUGUUACGUACGAUGUAAGUGAUACUGACAAAAUCCAAGAAAAGUUUCUUUUAACGCAGUUAUUAUUUAUUCACAAGCCUUUACGAAUUUGUACACUUUUGCGUUAAUUUGUUGUUUAUUUCGAUAAAAUUUUGUUUCUUGUUUGUCCAUUGUUUGUCAUUUUUUCGAACUGUGCCUUAUACAGCAUUUUGUUUUGAUUCAACAUUGUAAAUGAAAAUAAAUGUUAAUUUUUUAAA